This is a messenger RNA of Aspergillus nidulans FGSC A4, 2337 nucleotides long. RefSeq lists its product as uncharacterized. NCBI's taxonomy places the organism in Eukaryota, Fungi, Ascomycota, Eurotiomycetes, Eurotiales, Aspergillaceae. The transcript is spliced from 6 exons. Gene Ontology annotation, molecular function: sequence-specific DNA binding; DNA-binding transcription factor activity; DNA binding. Gene Ontology annotation, biological process: regulation of DNA-templated transcription. Gene Ontology annotation, cellular component: nucleus. The record is from RefSeq and is a predicted model, not a curated record. Bases 1 to 2337 code for a protein of 778 amino acids.
AUGAGCACCACCAGCACCCCAAGACAUCGACCGAUAUCGUUUGUGGGGAAGUGGCUGGAUACGAUAGAAGAAAGACCGGCACCACAGUCCACUAGCUACCCCCGCCGCAGCCCUAUACCGUCGGCCAGUUCCAACCUCACCGGGUCCACACUCGUUUGGCCACGCGCGCGGCAAGAUACCGGCAUCACUCAAGACACUCGUGUGGUCGUCGUCAAGUCGCCGCGCCCUAAAAAGAGCAAAAAAGACGCCUUCUGCGCCAUCUUCCGCAGCUGGAAAGCCACCCUUACCACGCGGACGACGAGCCAUGAAACCUUCCCAGCGACCGUUCGCGAAAACCCCGAGCUCGCCAUUGCAGAGCUCAGCUCGCAUCUGUCUGCCAACUUUGCAGUCUUAAUCGAGACGGCUCUGCGGAACAGCCCGUCGAAAGCGCUGUCCGCUCGCCGCAUAUGCAAGGAGAUCAUGCGAGCGGAUAAUUGGUACCGAGCCCACGAGAAUCUCGGCUGGCAGGAGAGUGUCGCACGCGAACUCUCCUUGAGCCCUUCGUUCCAGCCGGUGAUCGAAUGCCGUGAGGGUAGGGUUAGGAACAAGGGGGUGAAGUGGCAACUCACCGCGGUCGAUGUUUCUCUUGCACCUGCGACUGCUCCCUGGCGGCCACCGCAGGAUUCGGUUCCCUAUCCACUGGAGCUGUCGACUGAAGUUGAAGCUACCGAGAGGCAGACGGAGCCAUCUCGCGCUGAAAACAGUGACACGCCGCAACCUCGUCGUCCGUCUGCCGGACUGCCUGCCCUAGCGGCACUUGCCUCUGCGUCUCUACUAUCAUCGGCACUGCCCCUUCAUCCUGAGGAAGAUACAAUCCCGAAGGAUGAGGCUCUGGUAUCUGGGUUUUCCAAGCGGUUGUUCUUUACGGCACCUGGUCCUUCUCGUAGUCCCGCGAACAUAUCAUUCAACGAUGCGCCUCCGCCUUCGCACCAGUCUGAUACUCCAACGGUGCCGCCGCCUCUACGGCCUCCACCACCCAGCCUAGACAUCCCCGAGUCUCUGCCGGUCCAAGUGGACAGUAGCGCACGCCCAAGCCCAGCUUCCUCAACUGCGCUCUCGGCAGACCCCCUGGCCACUGCUGAUGCCAGCUCGGUGCAGGUCUCUACACCCAGCAGCUGCGCCCAGCAGCUGUACGAUUCCCCUCUUCCCAUUACUGCAGCAGUGCGAGUUCUUAAACACAACAUUCAUUGCAUUGAGAAACGGCUUUCCUUGGUUGAGAAUACUACGAUCCAGCUGUUACAGAAGUGGGAAAUGCCGUCAGGCCGUGGCCCAAACCUGAUAGUCCCCGCGCACUCACUUGGGAGCUCUAUAUAUUCUCGCUGCAAUCCUUCCAACGGCUCCAUGCUUUCUCCGGGCAAUUAUAAUCCAAGCUUCUCCCAGUCUAACAACUCUCUGUCAAACUGUCCCCCGCUUGGCUCGUCCACGGCCGUAACCACUAGGACACCCUCAGAAAAGGCACCUAGUGAGGAAUUCCCUUCGCCGGAUUUCGAUGUACUUUUGUCCUUCGAAAACCCAGAUAAUCCACGUGCCGGUGCAACCAACGCCGAUGAUGAUGGCGGCCUAGUCGAGGACCGCUUUAUGCCCGACCUGGACCUCGAAGCCUGGAACGAGGAGCAUAACGGAGCACUCGGUGUUUUGGAGAAGGAGAGAUUGGGUACAGACAAUCCCACUAUCUUGGAGUACAGUGAAGGAUCCGGGCCAUAUUUCGACGAAACAGCCGCGAACCCUUGGAGGCUUUCAUCCAGCAACGGCGCGAAACAGAUCCAGACUACUCCCAACCUCUCCCUGAACUUUUACAGGCCGCUGCAGACUACCAAGCGGACAAGAUUGCAGCCUACUACCUGGAGAAUGACUAGUCGAAUAAAAGCGGUCGAUAUCAAUUACUAUGUGCUUUGGUAUGAAAAUAUUCUUGACACAAAGGCCCCCAAUAAUCAGCUUGACUGGGUUCGCGACGGUAGACUUGUUGUCUCGGUAUGGAGCACAGUUGAAGGACAGAAUGCAAUUGUUGAGGCAGCAAUUGAUAAUAACUUAGAUAUGGUACAAUAUCCCUUCUCAAAGGGGCCUGAUAUUGAUGAAGUCGGGAUCAAAGGCCCGGCGGGUGACGAGUCUUAUAAUGAUAUGGGAAUUCCCCUUCAUCAGGCUGCUACAGAUGGAUACACAGAGAUGGCGCUUUUCUUGGCCGAUGCAGGAGCUAACACCCAUCUUAAGGAUCCCAUGGGACGUACCGCAGAAGACCUCGCUCUGGAAAAGGAUCAUACAGAGAUCCUAACGCUCUACGCCGGAAAACGGGUACCAUGA